Messenger RNA from Diceros bicornis minor, 3054 nucleotides. Its product is annotated as TOG array regulator of axonemal microtubules protein 2-like. The coding region runs from base 2518 to 3054 and encodes 178 amino acids. The record is from RefSeq and is a predicted model, not a curated record. Lineage: Eukaryota; Metazoa; Chordata; Mammalia; Perissodactyla; Rhinocerotidae. The transcript has 4 exons.
AUUAUCCCUGAGCUAACUUCUGUUGCCAAUCUUCCUCUAUUUUGUAUGCGGGCCAUCUGCCACAGCAUGGCCACUGAUGUGUGGUGUAGGUCUGCACCCGGGAGCUGAACCUGGGCUGCUGAAGCAGAGCACAUUGAACUUAACUCUAGGCCACUGGGGCUCUAGGGUCUCUUUUUUAUAGUUAAACUGUUUUCCCCUCCAUAACACUGUGAAUUCUAGUCAUGCUCACUUUGGCUUCUACACUCUGAGAUGUGCUCUGCUGUUAUAAGAUAUUCUCUCUCUCUCUCCCUUCCUUCCCUCCCCCUCCUUUGUCCUCCUCUCUGAGUCUGCCCUUCUCCUCAGUGUGUCUAAUUGGUGGAGACCAGGCCAUCUCGGUCCUUUAUACAUUUGUCCUCCUCCCCCGACCCACACACACCCUAAGGAAAGUGUGCAUGCUGGACGUGCUUCUGGGGGCAGCACUCCCUGGUGUCACCCACAGGGUCCUUAGAGAGCCAUGGCUUCUGCUGUGGUCACAGCCAGUGUUUCAGAGGGUCCCCCAAGCAGGCUUGCCCUGCUGCUAGGAUGGAUGAGGCCAUGUCCAGGCAGCCCUGUGAGCUCCGGGAAGAUCAGCAUGAGAGGAAUACAGGAUAUUUGCUCUUUGAUCUCACCAGAAGAAUGUGCCAUUGCUAUUUACAGCAAGAAUGACAAACGUCCAUCUGUGCUUUUAUGAUGAAGCGUCAGGAUACUCUGUGCACAGGGAGGUUUCAGGAGGAUUCUAGCUGGACUUCAGGAGCUUUGCAAGGUUUGCCCUGCAGGCCGCUUCUGGGGCUGGAGACUUUCCAUGGCUAUCUUCAGUUCUGGUUUUAGCGCCAUUUAAAGGUGAGGCUAGUGAGUCUGUAACUACCUGGCAGGAUGUGGGACAGAGCAGUGGGUGAUACAGAGGACUCAGAGGCAGGGCAUCUUGGGUAGGGUGGGCAUCUUGCCCAAGUGCAGAAGUUGGAAGCUGCAGCCUUUCUGUGGCCAGAGAGACAGAACAUGCCUACACUGAUGGGCAAAUGAAGAUUCCAGAAGAUUAGAGUCCCAGUGGACUUGGGUUAUUAAUGCUAAUAGGGUUCUUUUUGUACCCGUGACAACUUGGUGUACAGAAACAUACAAACAAAAAAAAACAUAAAAAACAAAAGUUUGGGAACCAGAUAGACCUCUGUUUGAAUCCAGACUCUUGGACUUCCUGACUAUGAGGUCUUUGACACAUGGCUUUCCCCUUAGGUUUCUCAUUUUUCUCGCAGAAUUAGAGAUAAGCUGUUGUAAGUUACAAGGUAACUGCUUGGCACAGUAGGUGAUUAAUGAAUAUUAAUUUCCUUUCUUUUUCUCUUCUCUAAAUUUGGAUUACCUUUGACAUGAUUCUUAUAACAGUCCUAGGACAUAAGCAGGGAAAAUAUUUUUAUUCUCAUUUUAGAGAUGAGAACAUGGGGUAGAGAGACAUUUAAUGAUUUGCAUGAGACCACAGGCACAGAGCUGGAUCUGGGUUCCAGAGGUCUUGAUGGUACAGAAGAACUAUGGAAGUAGACAAGCUGGAUUUUGAUCCUGGCCCUACAGCUGUGAGCUGAGUGACCUCUCUGAGCCUCAGUUUCCUCAUCAGUAAGGUAGGAAUAAUAAGAAUAUCUACCCCCAAAGGUUGUUGUGAGGAUAAAUUAGCUAAUAUCUACAAAAUGCUUGGACUGGCAAGUAAGUGGUAGCUCUGAUUAUCAAAUGAGCCAUUAGCAGGCCCUCUCUCAGGGGCUCGUUUUUGGAUAUUUUCUUGGGGCAUUCUGGGGAAGUGUUCUUUAGGGUUCUGGGUGUCCUGCAUAUUAACAUGGGUAAAGGGAGUUAAUAUCUAUGUCAGAUUACUUCUCCCUGAUGGGAGUGUGUGCUGUGUGCCCAUGCACAUAUGUGUGUGCCAUGUUAGGAACCCAGGGUGGGCUCCCCGGAGCCAGGUGCUUGUUUGUGUCCACUCUGUCGGCAGACCUGAGCCUGCUAUCCAUCUCCGUCUCCCGUGUGUGUCUCUGGGUGACCACAGCUCAGGGAAAGCUCGCUGUUUAUAUUCAACUGGCAACUGACAGUCUCCAAAAAUUGAUUUAUAUCCAUGGUAACUGUCACCCAGGGAUAUAAAUAAAACUGUUCCUCACUGUGAGGAACAAGAGUCUUUUCUUUCCAUCCACAUCAAGCAGAGCCAGUGCCCAGAGACCAUCGGGCCUGGCUCUCCCUCCACCAGCCCUGGCUUGUCUCUUGGGGAGGAUGUGUGUGUCUCUUCCUCCACACCUCUCCCUCCCAGGAAGCCCUGGCUGACUGCUCGAGGCUGCUGGGGACCAGCAGCCCUGGAGACUGCAGAACCAAGACUGGGACUUCCUGCCUUUGAAAACUCCCCUGAAGCCUGGCUCCUCAGGUCCCUGGAUGUUUACAGGUGGGGGCCCUUGGCCCUGGACCCCCGAGGACUGUACUCACGGCCCAGAAUAGUGGCUGCCUCUGGACAACCUCCCAGGCACCUUCUCCACCCAGGGCAUGGGCACCCGUGACACUGUCCCCCCAGCCAAGGUUCUGGCUCCAGUGGCUGUGUACUGUGGGAGUGUCCCUCGGACCAGUGCUGGGCCCCGCACACUCCUGGGAGGAAGCAGAGUCUCUGGCCUGCAGACUCAUGGAGAAGCCUCCCUCCAGCCAACACCAAGCAUCCUGCAGGAGAAGCCGUCACAGCUCUUGAGUGGACAUGGGGACCCUGGCAGCCUCAAGCUGGAUGCUCCCUUGAGGGGCUGGCAGGCCAGGAAUGGCCACCCCAGGAACCUUGGGGCCCUGUCUCUGGGGCCCCUCCCCUCGCUGGAGUCAGAGGCUAACAGUGUGGCCCGGGACACCACCCAGAUCAAGGACAAGCUCAAGAAAAGGAGGCUCUCAGAGGGCUUGGCAGUGUCUUCCCGAGGUGAGCCUUGGGCCCUGCCCACCUCCCACCCACCCACUCCAAGUUCAGGGACUUCAGGCCUAAUCAUUCCUAAUCUAGUACUGAUUUUAUUUCCCUUUCUACCCAACCUGGCUUUCAAUUUUAAAUAG